This is a messenger RNA of Dovyalis caffra, 768 nucleotides long. NCBI's taxonomy places the organism in Eukaryota, Viridiplantae, Streptophyta, Magnoliopsida, Malpighiales, Salicaceae. The record is from the annotation of a GenBank genome assembly.
AUGUUAAUUCGGGCUCUUUCAAGGUCAAAAAUCCCAAAUUUCAGUAGCGUAAUAAUACUCCUUCAAAAUCUAGCAACUAAACAACCUGUUAUAAAUCAAACCCAAUUGCCAGUCUCAAAAGUCCCAACUAUCCAAUCUUUUUUGGUUCCUGGUUUACGGCAAUAUCACGAUGGAAGGCCAAGAGGGCCACUCUGGAGAGGCAAGAAGCUGAUUGGCAAAGAAGCCCUUUUUGUAAUACUUGGGUUAAAGAGGUUUAAAGAUGAUGAUGAUAAGCUUGGCAAAUUUAUGAAAGCCCACGUUUUCAGACUUUUGAAACUGGACAUGAUUGCUGUUUUGUCUGAGCUUGAGCGACAAGAGGAGGUCUCUUUGGCUGCUAAGAUUUUUAGAGUGAUUCAAAAGCAAGACUGGUAUAAGCCUGAUGUGUUUCUCUAUAAGGAUUUGAUUAUGGCAUUACUAAAAGCUGGAAAAAUGGAAGAGGCGAUGAAGUUAUGGGAAGCUAUGAGAAACGAGGAUUUGUUCCCAGAUUCUCAAAUGUAUACUGAAGCCAUCCGUGGAUACUUGAGGGAUGGGUCCCCUGCUGAUGCGAUGAACAUAUAUGAAGACAUGAAGAAGUCACCGGAUCCACCGGAGGAGUUGCCGUUUAGGAUUUUGUUAAAGGGGCUUCUACCGCACCCGCUUUUAAGGAACAGAGUAAAGCAAGAUUACGAGGAGCUGUUUCCAGAAAAACAUAUUUAUGAUCCUCCCGAAGAGAUAUUUGGCGUGCUUUGA